UGCGUAUGGGUGAAGGGACGUGAGAACUACCUCUCCCAUGAUGCCUUGCGCUCAAUGGUGUUGUCGUAAUAGAACGCGACAAAAUCUAUUGCUAAACAAACCAAACACGGGUGAUUUAAUUUAAACAUGGAGGUGGAAAAGCCAAAAGAAGAGGAGCCAAAGGAAGACUGCGCUCCAACCCAGCCGACAUCUGCAGCUCCCUGUCCGUCUAAGAAGCCGGGCCAGGCUCUGUACGUCCCCAAACAGCGCCGCCAGGCCGCUAAAGACAAAACUCAGACUCAAGGUGAGGAUAAACCAAAACCCAAACCUCGAUAUACAGACAAGGCACGAAAGAACGCCAAAAACAGGAAGGACAAGGCCAACAGCAGCACCCCUGUUGGAGAUGGAGACGUGAAGGAGGAGAGGCUACAGGAGCCGGAGCUGGAGGUCAAUGGCCAGGGAGAGGCUGAAGCUUCCUCCCAGCAGGAAGCUGCAUCCGCUCAGGAUGAGAAAGAGGAAGAAGAGAGCUGGGAAACUUUGUUCAACGAUGAGGGAGACUGUUUAGAUCCACAUCUGCUGGAGGAGCUGAGUGUGGCGGAGGGCAGAAAGAAGAAGUCCAUACAGGAACGUAGAUUCGAUUACUACAACAUGGAGAUGGACGACGAUGAAGAGAUUGACCUCACAGACGACGAACUUUCUCAUAUUGUGGAAAUCUACGACUUCCCCCCAGAGUUUAAGACGGAAGACCUUCUCAAGUUAUUUCAGUGCUACCAACAGAGAGGAUUUGACAUCAAGUGGAUCGACGACGCACAUGCCCUGGCUCUCUUCUCCAGCCCAAUAGCAGCCCGAGAAGCUCUAAGAUCCAAAAACCCACUAAUGAAGUUGAGACCGCUUUCCAAAUCCUCCAACGCCACAAAGGCUAAGGCCCGCAACUGCUCAGACUACCUCCUUCCUGCUAAAGAGCGGCCUCAAACUAGUGCAGCGCUGGCUCGGAAGCUCGUUAUCGGCGCCCUCGGUGUGAAAAGCAACAUAACGAAGGAGCAGCGAGAGGCAGAGAGGCAGAAACUCCAGCAGGCAAAAGAACAAAAGCGUCUGGCAGCCAAACAAAAGGAAGACGCUUGGGAGGGAAAUUGAAUCAACGUAGAUUUUAAAAAAGAAUAAAAAAAAA
Molecule: messenger RNA, 1147 nt
Organism: Fundulus heteroclitus (mummichog)
Lineage: Eukaryota; Metazoa; Chordata; Actinopteri; Cyprinodontiformes; Fundulidae
Gene: r3hcc1l
Product: R3H domain and coiled-coil containing 1-like
Exons: 7
Coding region: 127-1113 (328 amino acids)
Molecular function (GO): nucleic acid binding
Source: RefSeq, a predicted model, not a curated record